UGUCGCCCCUCCGCCGACUUGCCGUAGAAAAGCGAAAGUCUUCCGGACGAAGAUGUCAUAUGUGAAACUGGUGUCGCUGUGUGUUGGAGCUCCAGGUGUAACGGGGCUGCUGUGUGGUUCAGUGCUGGCUGCCACUGAGGGGAAGAAGAAGCUCUCACAGCCUGCUCUCAGCAUCGAGGAGCUGCCGUCUUUAUACACCAGACCCGAAGCAGAGCCUCGGUACGUGGAGCCAGAGGCGGGGCAGUUGGAGCAGAGCGUGGCAUCGCUGAGGGAAUGGGCCGAACCGUACACCAACCAGUGUCAGCAAACGUGCCAGGCUGCAGUGGAGAGAGUUGAGAAAGUAUACCGGACCGUGGAGCCCACGAUCAACACGUCCGUAACAACAGUCACAGGUGCAUACCAGUUCCUCAGUGACCCUCCUCCCGACCUCUACCCCAGUGUAGCGGUGGUGAGCUUCACUGGCUUCCUUGGACUUUAUCUGGCCAAAGGCUCCAAGGUGAAGCGACUGGUAUUUCCAGUUGGACUGAUGGCUCUGAGCGCCUCCAUGUUUUACCCUCAGCAGGCUGCAUCCUUACUCAAGGUGAGUCGGGACACGGCGUACACCUGGGCUCAGCAGGGCCGCGUCACCGUGGAGACGCUUUGGAAAGAGCCGCCGUUUGGUAAAAAGAAGAAAGAGACGUCAGAGAGCAACGACACGACCAGCUGAGACAGCAAGAAGACACACACACACACACACACACACACACACACACACACUCAGGCCCAGAGCCUUGUGCGAGGGCCUGUAAGCUGCAGUAUUUAAGUUUAUAUCACAGAACUCCUUUCUGUUUCCUCUUCAGUCAUUCCUGAACGCCGCCGCCUCUUCCAAGAAGCAGGUUUACACAUCUUUCUGGCAUUCUUCUGCAGGGCAUAUUCCAGGUUUGUGACCCUGCUUCUUGGAAGACUCCCUCAGCUCCUCCUCCUGUUAUCAUUCCAAGUCUCUCCCUCGUUGACCUAAGCUCUUCCAGUUUCUGAUUUGAUUAACAAAACAGGGUCACGGUGUAAAAUGUCUGCAGUGUUAUCGGCAACACGUCCACAAUGUGUGCCACCGCCACGGCACAACACCGCCCGGCAGACGGGCACAGAGACACAUGGAACUGUUGGAAAACAUCAACGAAGGAGCUGAACGAUUAGUUGAUCCACAGAAAAUCACUCAAGCAGUUAAUUGUGAAGUAAUUUUGGUGAUUCCAGCUUCACAAAUCUGAGUAUUUGCUGCAGUUGCUUGUCUUACUUUGUAGUAAACUGAAUAUCUUUGGGUUUUAAGCUGUUAGAAGACAUCACCUUGUGUUCUGGGAGCGAUAUGGACAUUUUGUUUUCUCCUCUUUUAUGGACCAAUUAUUUAAUGAAGCCCUAAAAGGAGCAGGACCAAUGUUAGAAAACACAAAUAGAAGGAAUUUUCCACUUCUGAACUCCACUACUGAGGUUAUUUAUGUUUUUUUUGUGUUAUUUGUGUUAGUAGAAUAUCUUAAAAACAUUUUUGGUGCACAUCCGUCCUUUUUAAAGCAACACAUUUGGAGGAUUGUGGAGACGUAUGUGUACACGGUUCGUCCUGAUAUCAACUCCUGUUCACUUUAAAGGAAUAGUUCAACAUUUUGGGAAAAACACACUUUUCUUUUCAGUUUCCUGCUGAGGGUUAGAUGACCGGAUCAAUAACACACUCACAUCUGUACGAUAAAUGUAAAGGUGGAGUCAGCUGCUGGUUAGCUUAGCAUAAUGAAUGGAAACAGGGGGAGCAGAUGGAUUAAGAACAACACAAUGUUGUGGGUUUACAGCUGUUCUGUGGUGGAUUAUUUCUUUUAUUGACCAGAAACUUUCUUCAACUUUCGACUUUAUUUUGUCCUCUGAGGACAAUUGGAUUUUCCAGCAAUGCAUAGUACAAUACAUACAAGGACAUAAACAUAAAUACAGGCCUAACAACACAACACAAAGCCACUGCAGCAACAACAUCUAAAAACUACAAGUGGCAGCUGUUUCCAGUCUCUAUGCUAAGCUGAGCUAACCUGCUGCUAGUUUCAAUCUUUAUAUUUAAAGUGCAUCGAUCUUUUCAUCUAACUCUCAGACAAAAAGCAGAUAUUAAUCUUUCCCUCCAGCCUUUCCUCUCAAUGAUCGUUCAGUGUGUUCACUGUGUUCAUAUUUAUUUCAGCAUUACUACUGCUGUGCUACAGUAAAGGGCCGAAUAAUGUGUGUACUCCAGCUUGAGUUACUAAUGGAUGAGCUGAACGUGUUAUUGUCCCCGUGUCUAAUAAUGCACUGUAUAUACUGUAUGAGGUUUUAUUGUAAUGUAAUUAAACCUGGCAUUCGACGGA
Dicentrarchus labrax (European seabass) is the source of this 2345-nucleotide messenger RNA. RefSeq names its product apolipoprotein O, b (gene apoob). Lineage: Eukaryota; Metazoa; Chordata; Actinopteri; Moronidae. Gene Ontology annotation, biological process: cristae formation. The transcript is spliced from 9 exons. The record is from RefSeq and is a predicted model, not a curated record. Gene Ontology annotation, cellular component: MICOS complex. The coding region runs from base 53 to 706 and encodes 217 amino acids.